AUGGCUCUGGCGAUGAAUAUGGUUGCCGCAACCGUGGUGGUUUUGUCUGCCAUGACGGUGGGUAUGGCGGCGACUUUCGUGGAGCGGCGGCGGCAUCGAAAUUUGUCCGGCGUGAUGGUGGUUUUGGCCGGCGGCAGCGGCGACGGCUGCGGCGGCGGCGGCGUGGCUAUUGAGAGAGGCACGACUGUGAGUCCCAUUGAGGACACCAAAGCCAUAAAGCAGCCUUUGUACAGUGAAGGCUUUACCCACAGGAUGAACAACAUAAGCUUCUGGCCUUCUUGCCGACUGAAAGUGUCACAAUGUGGACGAUGGAGUCGGUGA
Molecule: messenger RNA, 321 nt
Organism: Striga asiatica
Lineage: Eukaryota; Viridiplantae; Streptophyta; Magnoliopsida; Lamiales; Orobanchaceae
Source: the annotation of a GenBank genome assembly